Molecule: messenger RNA, 4709 nt
Organism: Chilo suppressalis (striped riceborer)
Lineage: Eukaryota; Metazoa; Arthropoda; Insecta; Lepidoptera; Crambidae
Source: the annotation of a GenBank genome assembly
UUGCCAGAUGCUGGCUUAUCAAUACCGGGACUUUUGCACCACCCUUUAAAAAAUAAAGCGUCUAAUCAAACCCCCAUCACCCCCCGCAAUUAAAACAUCAAGCAGACCAGCGGUGUUAUGCGUUCUUAGUUUAUUGUGUUCCGAAACUAGCACAUUAUCGGAAUCCGGGACUAUACUAGGUCUUAUUACUGGUACCGGGAUAAGACGCAAAAUUCCGGGACAAUUCUGGAUUUCUCGGUCAUCUAGCAUCCCUACUCAUAACCGUUGUAUUUAACUGGACAAACAGAAGAAUAUGAAUAUGUGCUCUACUCAUAUCACAGACUCAUUGUCUGUGAUACGAGUCGAAUUUAUGGAUUCUUUUAAAAUACUCUAUAGGCAUACUCCAUGAUUAUAUAUAACAUGGUAUUCCAUGCAGCUUUAAAGUCGCGGGCUUUGGAAUUGUUAAAAAAGUAUUUACACUAAAUAUUUAAAAUGUUACAUCUAAACAUUAAACAAAUUAAAUAUUCGUCCAUGGAUGGUAUUUGUUCACUUGUAUCUAUGUCUCAAACAAUUGUUCUAAUCCUAUCAUAAUCUCUUUGGUUUAAUGGUAUAGUUGCGUCGUUGAUAGCAGCGACAGCAAGCAAUGUCCCAUGAAUGGUGUCAGAUGUGGCAUUAUUUCUCAUCAAAACCAUGCCUGUUUGGUCUCUAAUUAUGUUAUCUCGACUUGACGCAGAUGUGAUAUGAAAUUCAUCCCUAAUUAAGAUAGCGUUGUGAAGCGGCGCAGGCGCCGCUGCAUAGAGUAAGCGACCGACGACCUUGUUUUCGCGCGAUUUCUUCGCCGCUUUCCCUGCGUUAUCACCUUAAGCAUUCGGUCGCAAUCCGCUUAUUUCUCCUUUCAAAACUGCGUAUCCACUCUUUAUGUGGUGACGCUCAUUAUUGCGAACUUAUGUUCAGCUAUUAAAUGGAAAGGUAUCAAUACUGGUUCAAUUACUUUACCUUCUUUUAUAGAAGGCUUUUUGAAAUACAUCUCGUAAUUUGUAUAGGUCUGCCAUCCACCUUCAUUAUUCGAAUCAGCUUCUUCACCUUAAUUAAUUCAAAACGAGGAUCUGAUUUUUUUCGUUUAGAUUUCUUUCGUAGCUAAUUUAUUUUUAUUCAUAGCUAAAAUUUGUAAAAAGGGCGGUGCUCCUGUUUAUUUGAAUUAACUUUCUAAAGAUUUCAUUCAUAUUGAUCUAGACGUGAGUAAAUGUCGAUGUUCACUUUCACAUCUUUAAUAAUAAUAAUCUUUAUUUCUUCUUCCACAAUCUACAAAUCCCAUGACAACUUAUUAUACUAUAAUUCUUAUAUAAGAACAGUAAAAUAGAUUGUGAGAGACUGGUGCCUGAACUAGGCAGAACGCCUGUAUCUCAGAGCACCAGAACUCUCCCUCCCCUGGAGAAUGCACAUUGAGCAAAUUAUAAGGUCAUUGUUCUUACAUAUUAAAUUGUAGGUAUAGGAAGAAAAGAAAAACAUAUUAAUUAUAAAAGUGACACGACUACGCUUAAAAUAAGAAUAAGUACCUACAAGCUUUGAUUAAAAUCAAAGCCUACAAGUAACAACUUGCCUUAAUGUUUUAAGUAUCACAAGUGUGUAACCAUAUUUGGUACUUCAAAUUUGAAAGAAUGAGAGGGAUAAGGUUAGGCUUUAUUAUCUAUGGAAAUACAAUAAAUUCUCAGUUUCUAUGAAUGUUUGAGUACGUAAAAAUUGAGUAACAAAGAUUUUACAAUUUUUGUUUGUGUAGUGUAAGCUAGUGUAGCAGUAAGGGCCCAGAAAAUAAAAGAAAUAUUAGCUAUUAAGAUCUUUAUUAGUUACAAAUGCAAAUACUCAGUACCCGUAACGUGUGUUGAGGCAUCACGUAUUGUUGUAUUUUAGUACAAUAGUGUACUUGCUGUGCACGUAAAACUUUCAAUUUUCUACCAAGUACCGGUGGUACAAACAAAUGGUGCAUGGAGACAUUAGACAGUAGUGAGUGUCUGCCCGCCGCGCCUGCACGCGACGCUGGGUGUUAGUGGCUCGUUCGAACAACAGUUAUAACGCCGCGGUUGCUAUUGUACUGUUUAAAGUGCUCGCCAAAAAUGUACACAGGAGUUUUGGGAAUCUAAAACUGUGCUAGUUGUUUGUGUUUUUUUGCUCAUUGAUAUGUGGACCUCCGUCAGGAAAUGGUGCAGCGAGCAAUGUGGUGGCGUGGUGGUGCGCUCAGCCCCCGCGAUGUCGAAGAAGCCGGCGGCGGCGCCCACGCUGCACAAGGUGAUCAUGGUGGGCUCCGGCGGCGUGGGCAAGUCCGCGCUCACGCUGCAGUUUAUGUACGACGAGUUCGUCGAGGACUACGAGCCCACUAAGGCGGAUAGCUAUAGGAAAAAGGUGGUGCUAGAUGGCGAGGAAGUUCAGAUCGAUAUCCUGGACACGGCGGGACAGGAGGACUACGCCGCCAUCCGGGACAACUACUUCCGCUCCGGCGAGGGGUUCCUGUGCGUCUUCUCCAUCACCGAGCCGGAGAGCUUCGACGCUACGCAAGAAUUUAGGGAACAGAUCCUGCGCGUGAAGAAUGACGAGAACAUCCCAUUCCUGCUAGUGGGCAACAAGUCAGACCUGGCGGACAAGCGGCGCGUGUCCCUGGAGGCGUGCCGCGAGCGAGCCCACGCGUGGGCCGUGCCCUACGUCGAGACCUCCGCCAAAACAAGGGACAACGUCGACAAGGUACACACAUACAUCCACUUGUUACACCUUCAUACUGAGCCCACGCGUGGGCCGUGCCCUACGUCGAGACCUCCGCCAAAACAAGGGACAACGUCGACAAGGUACACACAUACAUACCACUCAUACAUCCACUUGUUACACCUUCAUACUGAGCCCACGCGUGGGCCGUGCCCUACGUCGAGACCUCCGCCAAAACAAGGGACAACGUCGACAAGGUACACACAUACAUACCACUCAUACAUCCACUUGUUACACCUUCAUACUGAGCCCACGCGUGGGCUGUACCCCACUCUUAUAAUGUUCAUUCUUCUAAGACUUUAUCCUUUCUGGGAGAAGGCUCCAAGAAGGCUAUUAUCGUAAAUAAUAUCCCUAAUCUUAUUUCCCACCAUCGACCACCCUCUUCCACACUUACGGCAGCACUCAAAGAUGUCGAUUAAAUAUUAAUUAUCCAUUAAGUCAUGCGUUGUCUUAUUUUUAAUAAAGCAAAGAGAGACAGCGUCAACAACCGAAAUUAAAAGAUGAUCGACAUCUUUGAGUGUGACCAUCGGACAAUAAUAAAAAUAGUUCUUCUAAUAUUUUUACUGAAAUUCAAACAAUAGGGGUGAUGACGGGGUACAGUAAACGAAAUUCUAUUUAAUCCGUGAGUUAGAAGAUCAAAUAAUAAUGGACACGUAUUUUUUCUUUGCGCUAUUAUCAACCAAAAAAUGACAAAGUUAUAGCGCGUCAAAAUUUGGGAGUAGGGGAUCGUGACGUCACUUUUGAGUGAAUUUUCCCUUAUAAGUGUACUCAAACGUGACGUCAUGCGACUUUUCAAAUCAAUAUAUCUCUGCAAUGUUUAUAUUAUGUGAAAAAAGAAAAAAUACGUGUCCAUUACUUUUUUAUAAUCUACCUGAUAAACGAAGAAAAAAAAAUUAGUCAUCAUCCCUAUUAUUCAUCUCGUCUCCAUGUAAUCCUGUUUUUUCACUGCGAAUCCCGACAGAUGGCGUUUGGAUGAAUUUAACGUGAACGCCUCACACUCGGCGCUUUGAAUUAUUGUCUGUGGCUUGCUUCACGCGAGCUGUGGUCUGCGCCAAACUAAUUAUUACCAGAUACAUUUAUUUUUUCACGAUUUCAUAUUAUUGUCAAUAGAAAUUAGAGGUGACGCGAGAUCACAGAACCGCGAAUAUCGCGGCUCUUUUCAUAUCGUAAAACAUAAGGUACCCGUAGCACGAACCAAUAUCAAAUAGUUUGCGAGUCGAUGUUAAAAGAGAUUGCUGAAAUUGGCCCAAAUGCACAAAAAAUAUUAUAUUACACGGUAAUUCUUGGCGUAAUUUAUAAUUUAAUUUACAGUCAUUGGAUUUCAACGGACACCUUUGUAUAAUAUAUUUACUUUAAAAAGGACUUUUUAAUUUUACCGGUUUGGAAAACAUACGAAUCGUUUUUAAUGGCUAUGGGUGUAGUAACAUUCAGCCAAAGGCGAAGUUGUUUAUAUAACAUCAAAACAUAUCUAUUUUGUAAAGAUCGAUACAAUAAAUCAUUUUUUACACUGUGGUAUUAAUAUCCACAACUAUAUUAUCGUAUAGGUGUCCGUCAAUAAUAUUCGUUUCUACAGUAAUUUAUAUAUAAUUUCGAAUCUAGAAAACAAUUUUUCAUGAUUAUUGGUCUUUAGGCCAAACAUGUAUGGAAGCUGAGCAAUCUCCUUUUGAAUGAAAACUUGAACAGCAGAGUCAUAACGUACGUAACGAGAACUAAAAAUCAUGGUUGGUUUGUGCUAAGGGUACAGUAAUUGUGAUUUUACGGUGUGAAUGGAACGCUCAAUGGUGGAGGUACGCGUUGUACCGUUUUGUACGUACUGUAAUGUACUGAGAGUUAUUCCUAUAGGUUAGUUUUAAAUUCACGAAUGUAUGGAGUAUCGAUCUGUGUAUGAAAUAUUUAACAGGCACACACCGGAACAAAUUUAUAAAGGAAUCGAGAAGAUAUGCAGAAAUAUAAUGAUUUGCAAAAGCUUGUUUGUUUAU